Messenger RNA from Brugia malayi, 366 nucleotides. RefSeq lists its product as uncharacterized. Bases 1 to 366 code for a protein of 121 amino acids. The transcript has 3 exons. The record is from RefSeq and is a predicted model, not a curated record. Lineage: Eukaryota; Metazoa; Nematoda; Chromadorea; Rhabditida; Onchocercidae. Gene Ontology annotation, cellular component: mitochondrion.
AUGUUGCUGGGAAGAAGAGCAAUUCAUAUAUGUGUAGCACGGUAUGGACCUGUGAAAGAUAGAAUCAUACAAAGGCUUCAAAUGGAAUUUAAGCCUACUCAUUUGGAAGUAGAGUGUGAAAGUCAGAACCAUGCAGAUCGGAGUGACGAUGAAAGGCAUUUCUAUGUGCAGAUUGCAUCCAACAGUUUUGAAGGAUUGCAAACCAUACAGAUACAUCGUCUCGUCAACAGCUGUUUGCGGGAAGAACUGGCAGGACAAGUGCAUGCUCUCCGUAUCGACGCGUACGCUACAUCACAAUUUCGUGGUGAUGCACCGACGGCUCAACCCAAAUGCGCCCAUAUUCAUACAGAACGUUUUUCCGAAUAG